Molecule: messenger RNA, 1989 nt
Organism: Macroventuria anomochaeta
Lineage: Eukaryota; Fungi; Ascomycota; Dothideomycetes; Pleosporales; Didymellaceae
Product: ankyrin
Exons: 1
Coding region: 16-1785 (589 amino acids)
Cellular component (GO): SBF transcription complex; MBF transcription complex
Molecular function (GO): protein binding; transcription regulator activity
Source: RefSeq, a predicted model, not a curated record
GCAGCCUCGAACCGCAUGAAGCCCCCGCGAACGAGCGCUGCAGCCGCGCGGACGGCCAAGAACAACCAGAGCAGCCAGAGCAGCCAGAACAACCACAACAGCCAGAACAACCAGAACCACCAGAACAACCAGAACCACCAGAACCACCAGAACAACGUCUACUCGCUCGAGUCGAUCCAGUCCUUCGUCGGCUCGCAGUCGCACGUCGGCGGGGACCCGUACGACAACGCCUCGCAAUUGCAGUCGCACAUCUUCCGCGACGACACGCCGGACAACGAGACGGUUGUGUCCGAGUCGAUGUUGGGGGACCACGACCUCAUGGACGCCGCGCAGUACUCAAUGGAGAGCCGGAAACGCAAGAGGGGCAUGGACCAAAUGUCGCUGCUCGACCAGCAGCACCAAAUAUGGGCAGACCAGCUGCUGGACUACUUCAUGCUGCUCGACCACAAAGACGCCUACUCCUGGCCCGAGCCACCGCCGAGCAUAAACCUCGACCGCCCCAUCGACGAGAAAGGGCACGCCGCCAUGCACUGGGCAGCCGCCAUGGGCGACGUCGGCGUCGUAAAGGAGCUGAUACACCGCGGCGCGCGCAUAGACUGUCUAUCCAAUAACCUCGAGACGCCCCUGAUGCGCGCCGUCAUGUUCACCAACAACUUCGACAAGGAAACCAUGCCCUCGAUGGUCAGAAUCUUCCAGCAAACCGUACACCGCACCGACUGGUUCGGCAGCACCGUCUUCCACCACAUCGCCGCCACCACCUCCUCGUCAAACAAAUACGUCUGCGCAAGAUGGUACCUCGACUGCAUCAUCAACAAGCUCUCCGAGACGUGGAUCCCCGACGAGGUCACGCGGCUGCUCAACGCCGCGGACCAAAACGGCGACACGGCCAUCAUGAUCGCGGCGCGCAACGGCGCGCGGAAGUGCGUUCGUUCCCUGCUUGGGAGGAACGUCAGCGUCGAUGUGCCCAACAAGAAAGGCGAGACCGCCGACGAUCUGAUCCGCGACCUCAACUCGCGGCGCCGCAUGCACGGCCGGCCACGUCAAGCAUCCUCCUCGCCCUUCGCCCCGCCGCCUGAACAUCGUCUCAACGGGUUCGGAAGCCAGCUAGACGGCGGCCCGCUCCUACCGAUUCAGCUGCCGAGCAGUAGAGCAGAGCCGCAGCAAACAUACCGAAGUCAGACGGCUAGUCAUCUGAUGACCAAAGUCGCCCCGACGCUCCUCGAGAAAUGCGAGGAACUCGCGCUCGCCUACGAAUCCGAGCUCGCCGAAAAAGAAGCAGAAUCCUUCGACGCCAGCCGCGUCGUGAAGCGUCGACAGGCCGAGCUCGAAGCUGUGCGGAAACAGGUCAGCGAGCUGGAGAACCGGGGGUUGGAUCUGGACGACGAGAGCGUAGAUGUUGCGCACGAGGAAGAGCUGAGGCGGUUGGUGGAGGAAGCAGAGAGUUUGCUGGAGGUGGAGCAGAAGGCAGAGUUGAGACGGUUGCUGAGUGCGACGCCGCAGGUGCAGCAAGGGACAAAGAAGGAGGAGGACAUGCAGGAGAAGCUGCGGCUGAGUUUGUUGUUGUACCGCGCGCAAGUGGAGAGGAGGGAGCUGGUCAGAGCUGUCGUUGCGAAUCUGUCCGUCGCCGGUAUGAGCGAGAAACAGGGCGUAUACAAGGGCUUGAUUGCCAAAGCACUCGGUGAGCGCGAAGAGGACGUCGAGCCCAUGCUGCCCGAGAUCCUGCGGGAACUAGAAGAGGCGCAGACGCAGGAGCGGGCGGAGGGGCUGGAGGGGAGUCCGCUGUGAUGCGCAUGGCACUGUUGAGUCCGCUGUGAUGUGCAUGGCACUGUUGACUCGCUGCCAUGGACAGAUCUUGUUCAUAGCCUGGCGACUUUUUUUUUCCUUUUUUCUUCUACAGUUUUGUUGUUGUCUGCACGGUACUGAUUCCCCAGGGGUGUUCUCAAGGCGUGGAGUUGUUCAUAUUGGAUUGGCGAAGGAGGACAUGUUACG